AUGGAGGCUGUGCGAAGUCGUCGCAAUCCGGCAGAUCACCAGAUCCGGCAGAUCAUCGGAAAAUCCCUUAAGUGGCGGCGACUAUGGUGGAAGUUUCGGGAGAAAGUCGCGGUCUCUUGGUUGGGGUUUGGUCGGGAUCGGGCAAAGGACUUCGCCCACGGCGACGAGGAGUCCUGCCAUCGGAGGAGGGCAGCCGUGCAGCACCUAGCGCUUUUCGUGCCGUGGGAGUCCUUCCUAUGCGAAGAAACAGGCGAUAUCAAUGGCAUCUGGGCGCGGGCGCGAGAGGCGCUGGCUCCCAGAAUAUCAUGUCUCGUCGACCACGUGCAGCUGCUCCGACGAUCAGCUGAAGACGCAAAGCGUGACGCCAAGCAAUGGGCAGCCUCGUCCAGCGAUGGCGACCCCACGGUCGCACACGUGGAGAAGGGUGGGGCGAGCGAGGCGGGCGCGGGCGCGGGCGCGGGCGCGGGAUCCGCAGCGACGUAUCAGUCCAACAGCAUCGGAGACGCAACGCGGCUGAUCGACGUCGUCCGAGGUGCAGUGGGCACGAAUCAGGUGAAGGCCAAGUCGCCGGAGCUCACGGCAAUGAUGCAGCAGCUCUGUCGAUUCCAGCAAUCGGCGCUGCGCUCGACGGCCGAGCUCGCGGCCACCGUGAUGACCGAACGAGGGGAGAGGCGGAUAAGCAUGCCAGGGCGGAUAUUUUCCGGGGCCGCACUACCACCGCAGGAUCAGGUCAAGGCCAUCAAGUCGCAGCAGGCAAGUGCCUCGGAGGAGAGGGAGCGGAUGAUCCAAGGCAUACAGAGCACACCCGUGGCCUGGGGAAGCGACCGCCGCGCUGCGUUGCGGAGAGUGAUGACUGGCUUCGGGGAGGACGAGAUCGAAAUAACGAUGGCAGACUCCGACGAGACCGCUAGCGACGUAAACGCGGGAAUGCGCGUCCUGUUCGGACCAUCAGCCUCCUUCUUCGCGGCGGGCAGGGGGUGCGAUGCCGGCCAGCUGUGCCAGUUCGUCGGCGACGAGGGGGGGGCUGCCGCGGCGCGGAUCAAUGGCAUCACGAUCCACUCCGCCUGCGGGUUUAGCAAGGACCAAGGGGCGGGCGCGAACACGGCCAAAGAUCUCGACGGGGUGCGGCUGCCAAAACGGACGGAGCGGUUCAUCCACGGGCAGUCUCGGAUGAGCUGGCACGAGAAGGACGUGCUCGUCAUCGACGAGGUGAGCAUGCUCGGAUCACGGACGCUGCACGCCGUGAACGAGCAGCUCUGCCGGCUUCGCGGAUCGCCGGAAGAUUUGGGGGGGAUCCCCAUCGUUCUCUUCUGCGGGGACUUUCAGCAGUUCCGGCCGGUCCAAGAGAGGUCGAUCCUCCUGCCGAGCGCGGCUUUUUCGUGGGACGUAGACAACUCGUUCAGGGCCGAGCAGCGGCACCAGCACGACAAAGCGCACGCGCUGUGGAAGAGGUUUACGACGGUCGUCAUGUUGGACGAGCAAAUGCGAGCCGCCGGGGAUCCGGAAUUGCAGGGGCUGCUGAAGCGAAUCCGACUGGGCGUGCAGGACCGCACGGAUCUAUACCUCCUCAACUCAAGGUGCUACCGGGAGGGCAGGCGGAUCCCGUGGGAGGCGGGCAUCACCGUGCAACAGUCGAUGAUGCGCAUCUUCAUCUCCGAGCAUAAGUGGAAAGAGGAGCUGCCGACGGAGAAGGAGGCGAUCAUGAUGCUCAACCAGGGCGACGACAGCGCGAUCCCGGUGCCGGCCAUCUUCAUGUUCGUGGCCGGGAUGCCGGUCGUCGUGAACCACAACACCCAUCAGGGGCUGAAGCUGGUGAACGGCGCCAGCUACUCGGCGGUGGAGGUCAUUGUCGACAAGGCGUACCGGGACAUCGGAUCUCGGCCGACAUGA
Molecule: messenger RNA, 1890 nt
Organism: Hirsutella rhossiliensis
Lineage: Eukaryota; Fungi; Ascomycota; Sordariomycetes; Hypocreales; Ophiocordycipitaceae
Product: PIF1-like helicase domain-containing protein
Exons: 7
Coding region: 1-1890 (629 amino acids)
Biological process (GO): DNA repair; telomere maintenance
Molecular function (GO): DNA helicase activity
Source: RefSeq, a predicted model, not a curated record